Trifolium pratense (red clover) is the source of this 2038-nucleotide messenger RNA. Its product is annotated as heparanase-like protein 3. Gene Ontology annotation, molecular function: beta-glucuronidase activity. The coding region runs from base 233 to 1813 and encodes 526 amino acids. Gene Ontology annotation, cellular component: membrane; plant-type cell wall. The transcript has 9 exons. NCBI's taxonomy places the organism in Eukaryota, Viridiplantae, Streptophyta, Magnoliopsida, Fabales, Fabaceae. The record is from RefSeq and is a predicted model, not a curated record.
CCAGCAAUAUACACAUCAAAUUGUACUGUCUUUUGUAGCAGGCCAUUGUAUUAUGUACAGACACAACAAACUUCCUUGUAACAAACUUUGUUGUCAUUCACAAAACAAAACUUUUUAUGCUAUGCUGCAGCAGCAGCAGUAACAAAAACAAAACAUCACUUCUUUAGGCUUUCUUUUUGCUGACCCAUUUCUGAAAAAACAAUAAAGAUCUUAACUUUUCUUGAUUCAGGAAAUGGGUUAUCAAAAAUUACUUCUGGGUAUGGUUUUUUUGAUUUACUUAGUAAGCUUAAGCUUCAUUGGAGUGAAUGGAAUAGUAGGAGGAGGUAGUUCAGCUGAGAAAGGGGUUGUUAUCAUUCAUGGAAAAUGUCCUAUUGGAAGGAUUCAUAAUGAUUUUGUUUGUGCUACUCUUGAUUGGUGGCCACCUCAGAAAUGUGACUGGGGAAAAUGCAGUUGGGGUCAUGCUUCUUUGCUUAAUCUGGACCUCAACAAUAAAAUUUUGUUAAAUGCAGUAAAAGCUUUUUCACCCUUGAAAAUUAGAUUGGGUGGUACCUUGCAAGAUAAAGUCACAUAUGGAACUGCAGAUAAUAAGGAACCUUGUACUCCAUUUGUUUUGAAACCUGAUAUAAUGUUUAGUUUCACUCAAGGGUGCUUACCAAUGCAAAGAUGGGAUGAACUAAACAGCUUUUUCCAAAAAGCAGGGGUUAAAGUUAUAUUUGGAUUAAAUGCUCUUGCCGGAAGAUCUGUGCACGGUGGUGUUUCUGUUGGACCUUGGAAUCCCACCAAUGCCGAGUCUUUUAUUCGUUAUACUGUUAGCAAGAAGUACAAUAUUCAUGGUUGGGAAUUCGGUAAUGAAUUGUGUGGAGUUGGAAUUGGAACAAGUGUUGCUGCAGCUCAAUAUGCUUCUGAUAUAGUUGUUUUAAGGAAGAUAAUUCAAGAUGUAUAUAGAGGGGUUGAACCAAAACCACUAAUCAUUGCACCUGGAGGCUUUUUCGAUGGCGCUGCCAAUUGGUUUAAGGAAUUCUUAAACAAAUCGGGCGAAUCUGCAAAUGCGGUCACCCACCAUAUUUAUAACCUUGGAGCAGGAAUUGAUGAUCACUUGGUCGAAAGAAUUCUUGACCCAACCUAUCUUGAUGGGGUGGCCAGCACUUUCAGCGGUCUUAAAAAUGUACUUCAAAAUUCAGGAACCUCAGCUGAAGCAUGGGUUGGUGAAGCAGGAGGGGCUUAUAGUAGUGGCUGUCAUCUUGUGUCUGAUGCAUUUGUCAACAGCUUCUGGUAUUUGGAUCAGCUUGGUAUGUCAGCUACUUAUGGCACGAGGACAUAUUGCAGACAGACUUUAAUAGGAGGAAACUAUGGUUUGCUGAAUACUACGACUUUCAAUCCAAAUCCAGACUAUUAUAGUGCUCUUCUUUGGCACCGACUCAUGGGAGGACGUGUCCUGUCAACUUCCUUCUACGGAACAAAGAAGAUCAGAACUUACGCACAUUGUGCAAAAGAAUCCAAGGGAGUCACAAUACUGUUUCUCAACUUGGAUAACAGCACCACUGUUAAUGCUCAAGUGGCCUUAAAGUUUGCCGAGAAACCUUACUAUCAUUUGAGAGGAUCACAGAGAAGAGAGUACCAUUUAACAGCAAAAGAUGGAAAUUUACAUAGCCAAAUUAUGUUACUAAAUGGAAACAUUCUAAGUGUAAACUCAGAUGGUGAUAUUCCUCCAUUGAAUCCUAUAUAUGUUGAUUCUUCAAAGCCAAUAACAGUUGGUCCUCUUUCUAUUGUAUUUACUCAUAUACCAGAUGCUGCUGUUAAGGCUUGCAGCUAGCUAGUUAGCUCAAAUGGCACUAGACGAAACCGAAAAUCGAUUUCGCUUGGUGGUUGGUAAUAAAAUACAACAUAGAAGAAUACAAGAAAGUACUAUUGUUAGAUUGUUUGGAGGGCAAAGCCCUAUGGUUUUGGUUUGUUUUACAUAUUCUCAAUGCACUAUUCAGUUCAUUAUGACAAUUGUAAAUUUCAUUAUAAAUUGAAAGUGACAUUCAAUUUCUUGCCA